AUGGACGAGCACCACGAAUGGGAGACCACGGAUGUGGUCAUCUGCGGCUGCGGACCGACAGGAGCAUUGCUAUCAGCCUAUCUGGGUCGACUGUCUACGAAACACAUCGUGCUCGAAAAGGAGAGCGGAAUAACCACUGACCCGCGAGGAAUUGCUCUCGAUGAGGACGGCACCUGCAUGAAUCGGUUUAAAUUCAUUGGCGGGAUACAGAAGGACCUCCAAAGGAAGGCAUUUGUCGAAAUGGACUAUGCUACGACCGAGGGAGGAACGGGACAUGUAGGCUUUAUCUGUCAUCGACAGCCGGUCCUGGAGAAACAUCUCCGAAGUGCGAUGAAAGCAUCCGAAUCCUGCCAACUGCGAUCUGGAUGCACGGUCAUGGAUAUUCAACAAGGUGCAGAGUGGUCUUACUGGCAAUACCGUGAUAUAGGCGGGGAGAUCCAUAAGUUAAUGUCCCGAUUCUUUGUCGGUGCCGACGGUAAGACCGGAUUCACAAGAACUACCUUGAACCACUGGGGAUCCAAAUGGAGCAAGCUCAUGACCGUGAAUUGGCAGAUUGAGCUCCCCUCUCAGAAGACUCAUCCUCAGUUCCAUUUAUGGUCGUUGGGAUACACACCAGAAGAUGUUUAUGAUCUGUUCUUCCCCGUGAACUUUCGCUUCCUGUGCAAUCUUCUGCGCCCAUCAAUAUGCGGACGCUUUGGACUCCCCUCAGAUAGACUCUGGCGGUUCGAAUUCGUCGUGAGAUCUGAGGAAGACGGCGAUGAGAUGGCAACGUACUCGAAAGCACGAGAGGUCAUUUUGCCCUACCUGACACACACAGGCGAGCGCUAUGGGCUUACAUCUGACGUGCAGUAUCCCGAGGACUAUGGUUGCAUGGCCGGGACACUAGAGCGCAAACAACAGUUGGAAAAGUCUCUGGCCUCGACCAUCGAUAACGGCAAGUUUGUCACAGAGGUGAACCCAUUUAAGAUCUUCCGUACCUGCUAUCUGUUCCUCAUGAAUCUUGUCCCCAAGUGGCGACACGAGCUGCAGUUGGGACGCCGGAAGGAGGGGAUGGUGCGAUACCAGCACCGCCCCGGAAUGCCAUUUAUACCGGAGCUGAACGGGGGGCUUUGCUUACCGCAGGUUUACUGUAAGUCCGUGGGAGAGAAUAAAGAGGUUUUCUUUACAGAUGACGUUGUGUUCAGCUUGAGCAAAAGGGGCCUUUUUCAGGUGCUUGUUUAUCUGGAGCACUGGUCUGAGCUUGAGUCUGCCAGAGAGACGGUUGCCAGCAUGAAGGCAGUAGCAAGGAAUGGGGUUUGUGUCGCAGAGGCUACGUACAUUAUCCAGGAUAUGGUGGGCGAGCCCGGGCGUGGAGUUGGGAGUCUGGCGGCGAUAUAUCAGUUGGCAAGCGCUGACGAGUUUGCGGCCUCCCCACUUUGUGAGGGACGACCGGAGCCGCGACACUAUGACCCCUACUACCUUGCGAAAUCCCUAAGAGGAAGCAAUUAUGUGAUCGUGCGCCCAGAUAGGUUCAUUUUCGCUGCUUGUGCAACUCGUGGGGAGUUAGAGAGAGCGAUCAGUGCUGCGGUAGAGUACCUGUCCACUUAG
Aspergillus tanneri is the source of this 1587-nucleotide messenger RNA. RefSeq names its product putative monooxygenase. Gene Ontology annotation, molecular function: FAD binding. Bases 1 to 1587 code for a protein of 528 amino acids. The record is from RefSeq and is a predicted model, not a curated record. The transcript is spliced from 7 exons. NCBI's taxonomy places the organism in Eukaryota, Fungi, Ascomycota, Eurotiomycetes, Eurotiales, Aspergillaceae.